UAUUGCAGGGCAAUGGCCCCUACAGUAGGCGAGUACUAUGCUAACAAGAAUGUGCUGAUCACGGGGGCGACUGGAUUCGUCGGGAAGAUCCUGGUGGAAAAACUGCUUCGCUCCUGCCCCGAGCUGAACACCAUCUACCUUCUGCUGCGACAGAAGAAGGGAGUGUCCAGCGAGGAACGGCUGCGGGACCUCAUCAGCAAUAAGCUCUUCAAUCCCCUGAGAGCCAAACAGCCCGAGGUCUUCACCAAGCUCCGUCUUGUGGCCGGAGACAUCCUGGAAGAGGAACUGGGCCUCAGCAAUGAUGACAGACAGGAGCUGCAGAGGUGCUGCCAUGUGGUGUUCCACAGCGCGGCUUGUGUGCGUUUUGACCAAAAACUCAAAGAUGCCGUAAACUUGAACACAACCGGCACAUUGCGUGUCUUGAAACUAGCUGAAAAAAUGGAGAAUUUGGAGGUAUUAGUCCACAUCUCGACCGCCUACUGCCGUUGCGAGCUGGACGUACUGGAAGAAAAGCUCUACCCCGCCGUCCAUAAGCCCGCCUGGAUCAUGGACAUAGUGGACUGGAUGGAUGACAGCAUGCUGGACUAUUUGGAACCCAAACUGAUCGCCCCCGAGCCCAACACAUACGCAUAUACUAAGGCCAUAACUGAAGACAUGGUCGCAGAGUACGGCAAGAAAUUCCCUGUCGCCAUCGCGAGGCCUUCUAUUGUGGUGGCAUCCCUGAAGGAGCCGAUUCCCGGCUGGGUGGACAACCUAAAUGGGCCCACGGGCUUGAUCAUUGGCAGUGGGAAAGGCGUUAUCCGCACGAUGCACUGUGAACCUUCCUACCUAGCCGACGCCAUGCCGGUCGACGUGGUCGUCAACGCAUGCAUCCUUCUAGCUUUCGCUACUGCCAUUGAGAGACCACAAGAGGCCAAGUUUUUCAACGUCACGAUGUCCGGUGCGCUGCGCUGUACGUGGGGGGAGAUGAUACGGCUAGGGGAGUAUUGGGUGAACAUGUUCCCCCCGACCAUGGCGCUCUGGUACCCGGGGGGCUCCAUCAAGUCCUACUGGCUCUGGCACCAGUUCUGCCUGGUCACCACACAGCUGAUACCGGCUUAUCUCAUCGAUGUACUACUCUUUCUACUGGGGAAGAAGACUUUUAUGGUGAAAGUCCAGGAGCGAAUCAGCCACGGGCUGGACGUGCUUCAAUACUACACGACCAAGGAAUGGUAUUUCAAGAACACUAACUUCAUUGCUCUUCGUUCUAAGGUGUCAGAGGCCGACAACGAAACGUUCUUCACCGACGUGAGCAAGGUGGACGUGAACGACUACCUGAAAAACUACAUGAUCGGAGCCAGGGAGUACUGCUGCAAGGAGGACCCGAGCAACCUGGAGCGGGCCAGGAAACUGCAUAAUAUACGGUACUACGUAGACCGCGUGACUCGCUGCAUACUGAUCUUCCUCCUCUGCUGGUUCCUCUACAGCUACGCGCAUGUGUUCACCGCGGCCAUCGAAUACCUCGACGUUUCAUUGAAAAAUAUAUCUCCCUAUUAAUGCUUAG
Molecule: messenger RNA, 1543 nt
Organism: Cydia amplana
Lineage: Eukaryota; Metazoa; Arthropoda; Insecta; Lepidoptera; Tortricidae
Product: putative fatty acyl-CoA reductase CG5065
Exons: 13
Coding region: 13-1536 (507 amino acids)
Biological process (GO): long-chain fatty-acyl-CoA metabolic process
Cellular component (GO): peroxisome
Molecular function (GO): alcohol-forming very long-chain fatty acyl-CoA reductase (NADP+) activity
Source: RefSeq, a predicted model, not a curated record